AUGCCCCAACUAGAUACAUCUACAUGAUUUAUUACAAUCUUAUCAAUAAUUCUAGCCCUUUUCUUUAUACUUCAACUCAAAAUCUCAAAUCACUAUUAUUCAUCUAAUCCCUCCUCUAAAGACAUUAAACUAGUCGAGCAUAAAACUCCUUGAGAAGAAAAAUGAACGAAAAUCUAUUCGCCUCUUUCAUUACCCCUACAUUAA
This is a messenger RNA of Marmota flaviventris (yellow-bellied marmot), 204 nucleotides long. The record is from the annotation of a RefSeq genome assembly. Lineage: Eukaryota; Metazoa; Chordata; Mammalia; Rodentia; Sciuridae.